Messenger RNA from Xenia sp. Carnegie-2017, 1038 nucleotides. Its product is annotated as MAM and LDL-receptor class A domain-containing protein 1-like. Gene Ontology annotation, cellular component: membrane. NCBI's taxonomy places the organism in Eukaryota, Metazoa, Cnidaria, Anthozoa, Malacalcyonacea, Xeniidae. The transcript has 6 exons. Bases 181 to 1038 code for a protein of 285 amino acids. The record is from RefSeq and is a predicted model, not a curated record.
GGAAACUAUCGAAACGACUCUCUCGUGUGCUUUUCAUUUUCGUAUUAUAUUCGCAGUCAAUAUGAGAUAUUGAAUAUCUACCAAGAAUAUUUUCACAAUGGACACAAUCUUUUACUGUGGUCAUUAAGUGGUGAUCAAGGAACUAAGUGGAAAAAAGGCCAAGUCACAGUUAAUUUUACAAUGGGUCUAUCUAGGUUAAUCGUUGAAGCUGUCGUGCGUAAAUACACUAGAAACUUUCUAGCUCUCGACAAUCUUGCUUUUGCUUCAGGAAGCUGCGACACAAUACCAAAGGUGGCCAUUCCUGGCAAUGCUUUUGAUUGUUCAAUUGGUUCAUUCUUUUCCUUUAAAAGUAAGAAAUGUGAAAAAUGUCCCAUCUAUACAUAUCAACCAUAUCCAAAACAAACUCGUUGUCUUCCCUGUAAUGAGAGUAAAGGUACCAUCAAUGUUGGUGCAGUGAGUGAACGAGAAUGUAUAAAAGUCAAAAGAUGUGAUUUUCAAAAGGGACUGGGAACUAGUUUAUGUCCAUGGCACAACGUAAAAGGUGACGAUGACUUUGACUGGAAACUUCGUACAUCAUACUCAUCAUUUUAUGAACCACCACGCUAUGAUUCUACAGGCUUCAGUAUUGGACGAUAUCUUCGUUUGGGAUCAGAUAUUUCAGGCAAAGCUUGGUUGGUUGGAAACUAUCGCAACGACUCUCUCGUGUGUUUUUCAUUUUCGUAUUACAUGCAUCACAGUUAUUUUGGAACAUUAAAUAUUUACCAAGAAUAUUUUUACAAUGGAUACAAUCUUUUACUGUGGUCAUUAAGUAGUGAUCAAGGAACUAAUUGGAAAAAAGGCCAAGUCACAGUUAAUUUUACAAUGGGUCUAUCUAGGUUAAUCGUUGAAGCUGUCGUGAGUGGAUACACAAUAGAAUUUAUAGCUCUCAAAAAUCUUGCUUUUGCUCCAAGAAGCUGUGACACAAUACCAAAGGUGGCCAUUCCUAAGAAUUCUUUUGGUAAUUAUUUGUUUUCUUGGAAUGUGAAGUGUUUUGCUUGA